AUGUCUAGUAGACGAUUCAAGGAGAAGGAGAGAAUUCGUAAAAGAAAAAGUAGAAUUUCUCAAAAUUUUUCCAAUGAAGAUGACAUUAACAGAACUCCAGUAAACCAAGAACAUGAAAAUCCUGUUGUUAUUAAGGCAACAGAGUCUGGUUCUUGUCAGGAAGAACCUACUCAAUCCCUAGACAGUUUUUCAAGUAUACAAAAUAAGAAUGCAGCCAACAUUGAAGUAUUUGCAGUACCCAUGUACUACAAAAUACGAAAAACUGUGCAAAGGGAAAGAGAUGAUUCUAUGGAAAGGGAAAGAACUCCUAUGACAAAUUCUGUUACACUGGAAAAAAAUGACCAAAUAUCAAAAAGAAAGAAUACAGAAAGGCUGAACAAAAAAAAAGACACUUUACGGCGGAAAUUACAUAGAGAAAAACCAGACCACAAGGCUGUUGAAAAAGAACGUGAAAAAACACAAAGAAAAUUCAUUGGGAAUAAUCCAGAAUACAGAAAGGCUGAACAAAAAAAAGACACUUUACGGUGGAAAUUACAUAGAGAAAAACCAGACCACAAGGCUGUUGAAAAAGAACGUGAAACAAACGCCAAGAAAAGAAAACACAGUGAACAAGACUUCAGAGAAAGAGAAAAAAUAAUGAAUACAGAGUAUCGUAGUGAAAAAAGAAGAGAUCCUGCGUACAGAGCAAAUGAAAAACAAUCCGAUACAAAAAGGAGAGAUGAACAGCAAACAUCCAUUGACCACUGCAUUAGCAAUUUUCACAGAGCAGUUGAACAAGGACCAGUAUACACUUGUACAAGCUGCCACCAGCUCCUGUAUAAGCACAGUGUAUGUAAAUAUUCAGGUGCUUUCUCAGACAAGGACAAAGGGAAAGAUGCUGUGAGAAAAUUAAUUGAUAUUUGUCCACAAACAGCCAGUGCUUCUGAAGAGAUAUGGAUAUGUAAAACAUGUCAGUCCCAUAUAAAAAAAAGGGAAAAUUCCACCAUCAUCAGUUCUAAAUAA
This is a messenger RNA of Ostrea edulis (European flat oyster), 1002 nucleotides long. Its product is annotated as nuclear speckle splicing regulatory protein 1-like. The coding region runs from base 1 to 1002 and encodes 333 amino acids. The record is from RefSeq and is a predicted model, not a curated record. Lineage: Eukaryota; Metazoa; Mollusca; Bivalvia; Ostreida; Ostreidae. The transcript has 4 exons.